This is a messenger RNA of Zasmidium cellare ATCC 36951, 513 nucleotides long. RefSeq lists its product as uncharacterized. Bases 1 to 513 code for a protein of 170 amino acids. The transcript has a single exon. Lineage: Eukaryota; Fungi; Ascomycota; Dothideomycetes; Mycosphaerellales; Mycosphaerellaceae. The record is from RefSeq and is a predicted model, not a curated record.
AUGGAAUCCCUCCUCGCCAAAGCCUCAAUCCAAGAAACCCUCCACCGCCUCGCCUACGCCCAAGACGAGCUCGACCGCUCCGCCCUCCAAGACCUCUUCAUUCCCAACGAACCCAUCCCCUUCGACGCCUCCCACCACAUGUCGCACAUCCCCGCGGCGGAGGUAACCCCAGACCAACUCUGGGAGGCCGUCUACCCGCACAGCGCGGGCUUCACGGCCACGCGGCAUAUGCUGGGCAACAUGCUCGUGACGUUUGAAGGGGAGGGGUUCACCAAGGCGCACGUCAAGUGUCAGAUCGAUGCGUACCAUUGUAUAGAUCGGAGGGAGGAGGGCGGGGCGUUGGAGAGCGUGACGGCGCGGGGGUUGUGGUUGAUGGACGUUGAGGUGUGGGAGGGGAAGUGGGUGUUUCGGAAGAUUACGAUCAGGAGGGAUGUGCCGUUGGAUCAUCCGGAGUUGUACGCGGUCGCGGUGGAGAGAUCGGGGAAGGGGAUGGGCAGGAAGGCGAAGGAGUAG